CCCCGCCCCCGCCGCCGCUCCCGCCGCCCCCGACGCCGGCACCGGCCCCGGGCACCGACCCGCCGCCAUGUCGUUCCGGAAGGUGGUGCGGCAGAGCAAAUUCCGGCACGUGUUCGGGCAGCCGGUGAAGACGGACCAGUGCUACGAUGACAUCCGCGUGUCCCGUGUCACCUGGGACAGCACCUUCUGCGCCGUCAACCCCUCCUUCGUGGCCAUCAUCGUGGAGGCCAGCGGCGGCGGCGCCUUCCUGGUGCUCCCCCUGCACAAGACCGGACGCAUUGACAAGUCGUACCCCACGGUGUGCGGCCACACGGGCCCCGUCCUCGACAUCGACUGGUGUCCCCACAACGACCACGUCAUCGCCAGCGGCUCCGAGGAUUGCACCGUCAUGGUGUGGCAGAUCCCGGAGAACGGGCUGAGCCAGCCGCUGACGGAGCCGGUGGUGGUCCUGGAGGGCCACUCGAAGCGCGUUGGCAUCGUCACCUGGCACCCCACCGCCCGCAACGUGCUGCUCAGCGCGGGCUGUGACAACGUGGUGCUGAUCUGGAACGUGGGCACGGCGGAGGAGCUGUACCGGCUGGACGGGCUGCACCCCGACCUCAUCUACAGCGUCAGCUGGAGCCGCGACGGCUCCCGCUUCUGCACCGCCUGCAAGGACAAGAGCGUCCGUGUCAUCGACCCCCGCCGCGGCACCGUGGUGGCCGAGAAGGAGCGGGCGCACGAGGGGGCGCGUCCCAUGCGCGCUAUCUUCCUGGCCGACGGCAAGAUCUUCACCACUGGCUUCAGCCGCAUGAGCGAGCGGCAGCUGGCGCUGUGGGACACGGUGAGCGGCACCCCGGGCUUCCCCCGGCACCAUUCCGGGGACCCCCGCGUGCCUGACACCUCAUCCCACCCCCAGGAGAACCUGGAGGAGCCCAUGGGGCUGCAGGAGCUGGACUCCAGCAACGGGGCUCUGCUGCCCUUCUACGACCCCGACACCAACGUGGUCUACGUCUGCGGCAAGGGGGACUCGAGCAUCCGGUACUUCGAGAUCACGGAGGAGCCGCCCUACAUCCACUUCCUCAACACCUUCACCAGUAAGGAGCCCCAGCGGGGAAUGGGCUGGAUGCCCAAGCGUGGGCUGGACGUCAGCAAGUGCGAGAUCGCCAGGUUCUACAAGCUGCACGAGCGCAAGUGUGAGCCCAUCAUCAUGACCGUGCCAAGGAAGUCGGACCUGUUCCAGGACGACCUGUACCCGGACACGGCCGGCCCCGAGGCGGCCAUGGAGGCGGAGGAGUGGGUGGCGGGGCGCACGGCGGGGCCCGUGCUGGUGUCCCUGCGCCAGGCCUACGUCCCCAGCAAGCAGCGGGACCUCAAGGUGAGCCGGCGGACGCUGCUACACGACAGCCGCGCCACCGCGGCCACCGGGGCCACCACGCCGCCCUCCACGCCGCCCGCGGCCCCUGCGUCCUCUCGCUUCAGUGCCCCCCCGGCGCUCGGCUCCGGCAGCACCGCGGGCGGCCGCCUGGACGAGGUGCUGCAGGAGGUGGCGGCGCUGCGGGCGCUGGUGGCGGAGCAGGGCCAGCGCAUCUCCCGCCUGGAGGAGCAGCUCAGCCGCCUCGAGAACGGCCACGUGUAGGGACCCCCUCAGGGACCACCACCCCAGGGACCACGCCUGCACCCCAGGGACCCCCCUGAACCAUCUCGCCCCCCUGAGGUGCCCCCCCUUGCCCUGCUCCGGGCCCUUCUCCCAUUAGGGGGCUGGCCACCCCUCUGGCAGCUCCCCGCUUCCCCCCCAUUGCCUUACUGGGUGCUGCCCCCCCCACCCAAAUCAUGGACCAUUCUCCACCCCUGCCCUCAUUCCUCGGGCUGGGGAUUGCUCCUGGGAUCAAAGAUUACCCCCUGCACCCCCAAUUCCUGUGUGGGGUCUCCCCCCUUUCUGCGGGGCAGGGCAUGAUCUGCCUUCCUCAACUGUGAGAUAUUGUCCCCCGUAUAUUUUGGGGGCUUUUCCUCCCCUCCUUCUCAUUGUGUCCUCCCUCUCCAUUCCAGUGCAGGGUCAAAAACUAUAUUUUCACUCCAAAUAAAGGAUUUAUAAGAAAAGCGA
Molecule: messenger RNA, 2083 nt
Organism: Oenanthe melanoleuca
Lineage: Eukaryota; Metazoa; Chordata; Aves; Passeriformes; Muscicapidae
Gene: CORO1B
Product: coronin 1B
Exons: 10
Coding region: 68-1618 (516 amino acids)
Biological process (GO): actin filament organization; cell migration
Molecular function (GO): actin filament binding
Source: RefSeq, a predicted model, not a curated record